AUGCGUAGUGCAAACAACAAAACAUUAGAGCUUGUCAUGUUUAUGAUUUUAUGGUGUUAUUGGAGUGCUCAACACAUCAUUAAACACGAUUUUCAAGCACCAGUUAAUUUGUUGACCCCCUAUCGGGAUGCGAAACGAGACAAAGCAGCGGUAAAAAACACGGCAAGUACUUUAAAGGAAGAAAAAAAAUUUUUAUUGAUAACCAAAUUUUUGUUCUGCCUCAUAAACAAAAGCAAUGUAGCCUGCGGUCCUAUAAAAAGGCAUAUAGUGGAACAGAAAUUUGAGUAUCGAAUGAGAAUAUAA
Molecule: messenger RNA, 303 nt
Organism: Vavraia culicis subsp. floridensis
Lineage: Eukaryota; Fungi; Microsporidia; Pleistophoridae
Exons: 1
Coding region: 1-303 (100 amino acids)
Source: RefSeq, a predicted model, not a curated record